Leptonychotes weddellii (Weddell seal) is the source of this 468-nucleotide messenger RNA. The record is from RefSeq and is a predicted model, not a curated record. NCBI's taxonomy places the organism in Eukaryota, Metazoa, Chordata, Mammalia, Carnivora, Phocidae.
AUGCAGGUUACACUAGUUCCAGGCAGUACUGCUGCUCAUCACCCCUGGGGUCCUGCGCGCUCGUGCCGGUCCGUCCUUGACCCGCCUGUGCCAGAUAUCGUCGACAUUAAGCCGGCCAACAUGGAGGAGCUCACGGAGGUGAUCACAGCGGCCGAGUUCCACCCGCAUCACUGCAACAGCUUCGUGUACAGCAGCAGCAAAGGGACGAUCCGGCUGUGCGACAUGAGGGCGUCGGCCUUGUGUGACAGGCACAGCAAAUUUUUUGAAGAGCCUGAAGAUCCAAGCAACAGGUCAUUUUUCUCUGAAAUUAUCUCUUCGAUUUCGGAUGUGAAGUUCAGCCACAGUGGGAGGUAUAUCAUGACCAGAGACUAUCUGACCGUUAAAGUUUGGGAUCUCAACAUGGAAAACCGCCCUAUUGAGACUUACCAGGUAUGGACCCCCACCCACCCAUAGGUACAUAAGGCACUU